This is a messenger RNA of Diatraea saccharalis (sugarcane borer), 2835 nucleotides long. The record is from the annotation of a GenBank genome assembly. NCBI's taxonomy places the organism in Eukaryota, Metazoa, Arthropoda, Insecta, Lepidoptera, Crambidae.
AUGUCCAUCGCGGAUAGUAAAAUGCUCGUUUCCUAUACAAUCCGUUCAAUGCGAUGCGGAACUGGAGCGGAGCGGAACUCUCACAACUUUACCCGCGACGGACGCAUUCGUAAAUACGUGGCGGACGGUCCGCGUCGCACUAAAAAGCGCCUUAAGCUUGACGUCUUGCUACAUUCCAACUCAAUGUAUAGACGUCAUGCAAUCUGGAAACUAGCUUAUAUAAAGAACGAAAUUCAUAAAGAACCAUAUUUAACUGUUACAUCAAGAAGUAUGAAAGAUAAGACCACAGCACUCCCGUUAAUUUUAAGAGUUCGAAGAAGAGAGUUCUGGCUAAUACGUGCUGCUAACGAUAUUAGGUGCUUAGACGACGACGACAAUCACCACGCAGCGACUUUGACAUUCCGAAGGCGUCAAUUAAUUGAAAGAUGCCAUGAGGCGCGCAGUGUGCGUCACCCCGACCUCAUACCGGAGGUGUCGGUGAAGCGGACGAGAGAGGAGUUGGCCAAGUAUGCGGCGCAAACGCUCCCGCUGAACCGGCGGCUCAACGUCGAGUCCGGCUGGUCGAAGGUUGAGGAGGUGCGAAAGAAGUUCGAAGGAGCUGCAGCGUCCGCAUCGUUCUCCAGAUCUUUUGAGUCUCCUCCCAGACGGCGAUUAGCCGACUCCUUGUUUGCGAGCUUCAAACUUCCACGCAAGAAGGACGGUAUGUCGCUUCAGCGGUCCCUGGCCCCCCACCCGCAGCAGAAACGAAAGUCCGCCGUCGAACUGCUGGCGGAGUCGAAGGCCUUCUAUGUGAAGUCUGAGACUGUGUUAGAUAGGAAACAGGAGCUACCACUGAGGGUGAGCAGUGGGUUAAGCCAGGCAAUAGCAGCUGGUGGCUGCCACUUAGUUAGCUCGGCAGCUUUAAACAGCGAUGCUUGUUGUAAUCCUUACGCGACUACUAGAAGCAUAGGUAGUACAAGACGAGCCAUAAGCGCUGGCGAAGGUCUCCAGAAUACAUUGCGAAGAUUACUCGAGCAUUCCGACAGCAGAGAAAAUGUCUACUCACCGGCAUAUGCCACUCACAAAAUGUACUCGGAGAGUCGACGCAUAAAAGACUCUUAUCCCGAGCGGGAGUUAAAUCCUCGCUCGCAGCAUACUUCUGGGACCUUCUCUGGGACUUCCUCCUCCGGAACAUCAGGGUCUAAAGCACACAAAUCGGAUCCCGAGAAGAUGAUCAGACCGCUUAGCUUUGGAGACGCGAGGGUAUUCUUCCCGGAGUCCUUUGUGAUACCCCGCCAGAGGCCGAGUGAAGUUGUAAUAAAAAGCGCUUUCUCGAUACCGAGUUCACAUUCAAGCCCUGAGAAUAUAGAGUUACCUGAGCCGGUGCCAAGUGGACCGGGUUCGCCCGCGGAUCAGCUUGGUGCUAUCAGUCCACCUGCGCAGUACGCGCAUUCUGCACCCAGAUACAUUAGAUCGAAUUCUCACUCGCAGCCGAGUGUACGUGAAGAGGAUGGUUGUAUUAACAUCAAUAGUCACAAGUCCUUGCCGGACCUACACACUCAAGUGGGACGCGGUUAUACCGAGCAUACCACUGUGCCAACGGAGACGAUAGGCUCUAUAGGGCGAUCGCCUCGACGUCGAAGACACUCCAACCACCAAAGGACUGCGUCAUGUUCUUCCAAAGGCACCAGAUCGAACCACUCUUCGUUGAUGUCGUCAUGCGAAGCGUUCUCGGAACAUCCAUCACCGGGUGAAGACAACUACCAGUCGUAUAACAGUCGUUGCGGUUCGUCAUUCGCCCGUGAUUCGGGCGGAUCGAGCGGUCAUUACACGCAACGAAGUGCGCCGCCACACGCGCGACGUCGCACCGACUCCGGCUCAUCUACGCAACACGAACACAGGUCUGUAUCAUCAUCAUCAUCUCCAGCCCUUUUACGUCCCCGCUGCAGGGGCUCAGGCAGUGGCGGACUAACCCUGACGGGGGCCCGGGGCGGCAUUAGCCGGUACAACGCUUACUACGGCGGCGAUGGUUCCCUCGAGUGCUACGUGUCGGCGCCGCCUCAGUUCCAAGAUGGCGCUCCCUCCCCGCCCCCGCACCCGCCCGCGCCCUACCCCCCGCACACCCGCGUCGGUAUACACUUCCAGGCAAGCGCCCCACCACCGCAAUUCCAAGAUGAUCCAGUGUAUGACUACGGUGACUAUGAGUGUACUUACAAAACCCCGCUCAAAUGUCUAAAUGUAUCCAGAAAGGAGUACGCUAACCCUAAAGAUUACACCAGAUAUCAUGAGCCAAAUAUGGAGCUCAUAAACAAACAACCUCAAUACCAGGAACCACGCAUGAGACCGCGCAUCGACGACACACAAGAAUACGUUAAUACAGCACAGAUUUGUCCGCCUGAAGAGGUGACUUCACCUCUGGGCACGUUCAAGAGACAGCGAUGUUUACGAUACAAGCAACGGCGGCCAAGGCCAAUACUACGCUCUAAAUCUGACAUAUCUGAUAGAUACCGUCGCACGGAAUCAGGAACGGGUGGAUGUGAAGGCGAAGAACAGGUGGAUAGUGGAUCGGAAGGAUCAACUCGUCUGCGACAGUUCUUUGAACACCUUGGAUUGGAGCCGAGACAAUACGAUGCUAUAGUACGACAUCCACCACCAGACAGCCCAGUGUUCUUUUCCUCCGCAUCCACAGUAGAUUCCAAUCAGCUAACCACUGCUGCUGAUUACACGGUUCAAGGACCCGGUGCCCAGAAACAAAUAUACCGUAACACGGAACCUCCUAGCGUAGUGGAACGAAACGCACGCAUCAUCAAAUGGCUCUGUCAAUGCCGCAAGACACAAAUGCAGCCUCCACAUUAA